Geodia barretti is the source of this 492-nucleotide messenger RNA. NCBI's taxonomy places the organism in Eukaryota, Metazoa, Porifera, Demospongiae, Tetractinellida, Geodiidae. The record is from the annotation of a GenBank genome assembly.
AUGCAGGUAACGAUCACCCGCACCAUACAGAUACCAGACGAGAUCGAAUCUAUCAAUGAGCUUGAGGGCCGCAUACACAUCUUUGGUCUGAGACUGAUGCGCGAGAUUCUGUGCGAGGUGUGGCAGUUGUGUCAGCGGCUGCGCUGGGCAUGUGAGGUGUGCGGAAGCGACCGGAUAACAGGGGAGGGCUAUCGAGACUACGGCGUCAUGACGGUGUUCGGACGAGUGAAGCUGAAGCGACACAGGGUGAAGUGUCACGAAUGCACGAGUCUCAGUCAGCCAGCUGACAGCAUGUUGAAAGAGGUGAGAGGAGGUCAUGCAAGCAUCAGGUUCGCUGAGUUGGCGUCUCUGAGCGGAGCGUCGUGGCCAUACGAACAGGCGGCGACCGUGCUUGAGAAGAUGGUUGGGGACAAGGUGAGUCACGAGCAGGUGCGCAGACUGACGAACAGACAUGGACAGGAUGCGGUCGAAGCUCAGCUCAGAGAGGCCGAU